This is a messenger RNA of Pecten maximus, 1524 nucleotides long. RefSeq names its product ATP-dependent DNA helicase PIF1-like. Bases 1 to 1524 code for a protein of 507 amino acids. Gene Ontology annotation, molecular function: DNA helicase activity. The record is from RefSeq and is a predicted model, not a curated record. NCBI's taxonomy places the organism in Eukaryota, Metazoa, Mollusca, Bivalvia, Pectinida, Pectinidae. The transcript has a single exon. Gene Ontology annotation, biological process: DNA repair; telomere maintenance.
AUGUACAUAACACGAAAUAUACUUCUGGUAUCUUUUAUUUGUAGCGAUGUCGGGGGCAAAACUCUGCACACGUGGGCAGGCAUUGAGGAUGGCAGACAUCUCAAUGAAGAAAUCACUCAUCUUGUCAAAACCGAUGAACGGUUUGAAAAAAUAAAAGGCAACAUUGAAAAGGUUGAUGUUCUUAUAAUUGACGAGGUGUCAAUGAUCAGUGCAAAAGUCCUUCAUCAAGUGCAGGUGCUGUGUAAAGAAGUAAGGAAUUCAAGUUUUAUAUUCGGAAACAUUCAAGUAAUUUUAGUUGGAGACUUUUAUCAACUACCACCCAUCUCAAAUCAACUGAAUGGAGAUAACGGGAAAUAUUGUUUUACACUACCUUGGUUUGACGACUAUUUCCAGCAUAAGAUCUGUUUACCUUUAAUACACCGUCAAACUGAUGUUAGUUUGAUCAAAUGUAUAAACGAGCUGGAAACAGGGGAGGUUUCGGAUGAAAGUGUGGGUUUUAUAAAUUCAUUGAAUAGGCCAAUUGAAAAUGAGGAAGCAGCAACACAGUUAUUUGCCAAGAACCUGGAUGUUGAUAUCUUCAAUUACAAGAAACUAAACACUCUAGAAGGAAAACUUAAAGUGUACAAGUCUAAAGAUGAAGGUUCUCACCACUAUCUGAAUAAGUUUUUAGCACCAAAAAACUUAGCACUCAAGGUCGGGUGUCCUGUUAUGCUUGUCAAAAAUUUAAGUGAUAAACUAGUAAACGGUCUUCGGGGAGUCGUAACAGCACUGGACACAUAUUCUGUAGAUGUAAAAUUUAUAUUACAUGACAAAGACAUUACAUCAAAUAUCAAAACUACUAAAUUUACAACAUUUGACCUUGUCGACAAAACUAUUUUAGCUAAACGCGUUCAAUUGCCACUGAAGGUGGCCUACGCUAUCACAGUUCACAAAUCUCAAGGAAUGAGUUUACAUAAUGUGGUUGUUAAUUGUGAAAACUGUUAUCAAGCUGGUCAAGUUGGUGUUGCUGUCGGCCGGGCUGUUUCAAUAACAGGACUCAGAGUUUUGAAUUUCAAGAAGUCUCUAUGUAAAAGCCAUUCUAUACAGGUAAAGGGUUUUUAUAAAAACAUUAACCUUGGACAUGUGGAUGCCAAUUUGACAUGUUGUAGAAAGGAGCAGUUGUCGGAGUCAAAUGAAGAAUAUGAUGAUACCUGUGGUGAUCCUCCUGUAGUCAACCCAGAUAUUGAUUCUGACUAUGAAUUUUUUUAUUUUUGUUUUAAUGAAAACGAAGAUGCCUUUAUAGAACAAGUGCAGACUGUGAGAUCAAAAGAGGCCUUAAGCAAUGUUAUGAAGGAGUUCAUUGAUACACCAAUGGAGACAAUCAUGUUAUCAUUUGAAGAAGAUAUCAGACACAAUUAUCAGAGUUUUGAUAACUGGUUCAAAAACCAGUAUUCAGUAAUUGAGGAUAUUGGAUUGAAUUGUUAUCCAGAAGAUGUUCACAAGUUCUCUCAAAAACACAGAAAUGAUUUUUUUCAAAACAUUUAA